Messenger RNA from Didymosphaeria variabile, 1548 nucleotides. RefSeq lists its product as uncharacterized. The record is from RefSeq and is a predicted model, not a curated record. NCBI's taxonomy places the organism in Eukaryota, Fungi, Ascomycota, Dothideomycetes, Pleosporales, Didymosphaeriaceae. Gene Ontology annotation, molecular function: monooxygenase activity; oxidoreductase activity, acting on paired donors, with incorporation or reduction of molecular oxygen; iron ion binding. The transcript is spliced from 2 exons. The coding region runs from base 1 to 1548 and encodes 515 amino acids.
AUGGCACUCGUUUCUUUGGUUUAUCUUCAGGCUAUCGCUCUUCCCUGCAUCGCCGCCCUUAUCGUCUACCGCGUCUACUGGGGAGCCACCACAGGCGCCGCGCGCCACGCCCUAGCAACUCAACAUGGCUGUCUUCCCGCAAAGCAAUACACCUCAAAAUACACGAUAUUCGGUAUUGAUCACUUCCUUUCCAAUAUGAAAGCCUACCGCGAGCACAAGUUGCUCGAAUCUUGGACCAGAAUCCUUACAUCCAACAACGCCCAUACCAUGACUGUGAAGAUGGUCGGCCAGACAAUUUAUUGGACGGAUGACCCAGACAAUGUCAAAGCAAUGCUAGCCGUCAACUUCGACCAGUGGAGCCUAGGCCAAGAACGCAUUCAGCAGAUGAGCGCGUACCUCGGGCACGGCAUCUUCACGAGCGAGGGCGCGGCGUGGAAGCGUUCGAGAGAUAUGCUGCGGCCAUGUUUUGAGCGCUCGCAGGUCGCAGACGUUUCAAUAAUGGAGAAACAUACGGGAAGACUUCUACAGAUUGUUCCCAGAGAUGGCACGACCGUGGAUUUGCAGCCGUUGCUCCAUGAGUUGACGCUGGAUGUUGCGACUGAGUUCUUGUUUGGAAGGAGUACGGAUGCGCUUGAUUACAGCAGGGAAGAUACUGCGUGCAAGGAGUUCAUCGAAGCUUUCGAAUAUUGUCAAAAUCCGAUGGGUGAGAGAAACGAGAAGUAUGGUAUAUUGGGGAUGUUCUUGCCGGAUCGAAAGUUCAAGAAAUGUGCGAAAGCUAUCAGAGACUUCACGGACAAAAUCAUAGAUAAGGAGAUUGCGAGUCAAUCUCCAGCCGAGAAAGAUGCUGGAAACCAACGCUACGUUUUCCUGGACGAACUUUCCUCCGCAACCCAGAACCGCACCGUAAUCCGCUCCGAACUUCUCAACAUCCUGCUCGCAGGCCGCGACACCACAGCAUCUCUAUUAUCGAAUCUCAUUUGGGAACUCUCUCGACAGCCAGAAAUGCUGACCCGGCUCCGCCAGGAGAUUGAGGACUCCGUUGGAAACGACAUCCCAACGUACCAGCAACUCAAAGACAUGAAGUACCUCAAAGCUCUCAUCAACGAAAGCCAAAGAAUGUACCCUAUCGUACCCAGUAACUCUCGGCAAGCUCUGCAUGACACAAUAUUGCCUCGGGGCGGCGGACCCGAUGGGCAAUCACCGACUCUCGUCCCCAAAGGAGCCUACGUCGUCUACCUUCCCUGGUCUAUGCACCGACGGCCAGACGUGUUUGGGGAAGACGCUCACAAAUUUGACCCCACGCGCUGGCUGGAUGAGGGACACGAUUCGAGUCCUCUUAGGCCCGGAUGGGCGUAUUUACCGUUCAGUGGAGGGCCAAGGAUAUGCAUUGGGCAGAAUUUCGCGCUCACUGAGUGCAUGUUCGUUGUUGUGAGGUUAUUGCAGACCUUUCAUGUAGAGGGAAGGGAUGAUGAGCCUUGGAGGGAAAAGCUAGGUAUUACGUGUGUUGGGCUUGGGGGGUGUAAGGUGGGGUUGAGACCUAGGAGCUGA